AAACUGCUGCUGUGUCCAAAGAUACGUCAGUGCAUAAAUGUGCUCGACGUGUGUUAACGGGAACCAUUGUUCAUUUGUUGUUUAGUGUGAAGUUUGUAAUCCCACACAUGGAGUCCAUGCAGGCCACACACUUUACAAAGGUGUACGGUGAAGUCAGCUGUCUCGCCACGCCUGUGUCUGCUGACGUGCGGGAACAACUGCAAGGAGACAAUCGUCUUAUCACAGUCAAUGCAGGGUGGAAUCAGAUUGAUGCGGUGAGAGCAUCCAGACUUUGUUACUCGCAACAAUGGACUCUGAUCUCAGCCCCCAGAGACCAGCAGAUUAGGACAGCCCUACCACCAGGACCAUGUAUACCUGUGUCUGGAGAAUUGCUUAGUGCUCUUUCGCCCAUUGGUGGAUUGAGAGCAGUGGUCCGAGAUACGGGUGGUCACCAGCUGCUGGAGAUUUGGGACCAUCAUGGUCUCAGGAAAUGCCUCAACCUGACUGCCCUCAACAAACAUGGCGGCGUGUACGAUGAUGCUCAGUUUGGCGGCCUGUCAUGGUCAGAGUGUGAGAGCAAGCUUCUCUACGUAGCUGAGAAGACCAAGAACACAGAAGAGGGGUCAUCAUGGGACAGGAGUGUAUACCGUGAGGACUGGGGCGAGACUCUGACCAACAAGAGCACUCCAGUUAUUUGUGUGGUCAACCUGCACAAUGGAUCAGUGGAUGUGUUGCCGGGUGUCCCUGCUGACAUCUCACCAGGACAGGCUUGCUGGGCCCCAGGAAGCCAAUCAAUGUUUUUUAUUGGUUGGUACCAUGAACCCUUCAGAUUGGGACUCAAAUUCUGCUCCAAUCGCAGGUCAGCUUUGUUCCAGCUCGACAUGGAUGGUCAAUGUGAGCGCUUGACGGGGGAAAAUCUAUCGGUGUUCUGUCCCAGACUGAGUCCAGAUGGGUCCACACUGAUCUACCUGCAGGGCCUGGUUUUUGGGCCCCACAGUCAGUGCCUCAGUCUACAGCAGUUGGACCUCAACAGUAGGACAACGUCUACUCUGUUGGAUGUUGUGCAUAGGCCUCAGAGUGAUGGCUUUGCUGGCAUUUAUGAAGCCUUGCCCUCCAGCUGUUGGUCUGCAGAUGGUCACAAAGUUGUGUUCACUAGCGCCUGUCAGAACCGCAAGGAUCUCUUCAUGGUGGACAGAGGGUCAAAGAAAGUCUUCUGCCUCUCUAGUGGCCUGUCUGAUGUUAACAAAAAAUAUGGCAGCUGGAAGCUACUUACCAUCCAGAAUGAUCUGAUGGUCGUGUGUUGCUCAAGUCCCAACACACCACCAAGCAUGCUGGUUGGAUUUCUCCCUUCAUUAGGUGAAGCUGUGACCUGGCACCUCCUCCAAGAGCCCAUCAUGACCUUUGACUUCCUGUGGAGUGUUCUAGAAGUUGAACCUCUACCAGAAGAAGACAACAAACACUAUCCUGGCUUAAAGUUUGGAGCGGUCCUGGUUAAACCAUGCAGUCCGCUCCAUGAAGCCCAGACACCACUCGUGGUCUUUAUCCAUGGUGGGCCAAACUCCCAGUUUGCCGCGGAAUGGAACACCACCACUGCUGGUCUUGUCUCUCUCGGCUUUGCUGUGCUUAUGGUAAACUACCGCGGCUCAACAGGCUUUGGCCAGGACAACAUUCUAUCCCUCAUCGGUCACAUUGGAAGCCAAGAUGUUAAAGACGUCCAGAGAGCUGUGCUUGCAGCAUUGCAGAGUCACAAGACUCUUGACCCCAAUCGUGUGGCUGUAAUCGGGGGUUCCCAUGGCGGCUUCCUAUCUUGUCACCUGGUGGCUCAGUACCCCGAGUUCUACAGGGCUUGUGUUGCCAGGAACCCCGUCAUCAACGCAGCCACCUUACUAGGCACCAGUGACAUUGUGGACUGGCGUUAUACCUGUGUGGGCUCACACUACUCAUACGACCAGACACCCACUGCAGAAGCCUUGGCUGCCAUGUUGGAGCAGUCACCUAUCAUACAUGUUGCACAGAUCAAGGCUCCGGUGCUUUUGAUGCUGGGAGGCAAAGACAGACGGGUGUCUCCUUAUCAAGGUCUGGAGCUCUAUAAAUUGCUCAAGAGUCGGGCGUCACCUGUCAGAUUAUUGUGGUUUGCAGAAGAUGGACACUCCCUGUCCCGAGUAGACACACAGGCCCAGUGCUUUGUCAACGUAGUGCUGUGGCUGCACCAGUACCUCUAACACACACGUGUAAAUAGACGUAGUCAUGGUCCUUAUCAUGCCCAGUGAUGGGAGCAACAGGCUAUUUUGUUACAUAGGUUUAAGAGGUUUUCUGUUAUGAAAUAAAAUGACUCAACCAAAUCAAUAA
Messenger RNA from Syngnathus typhle (broad-nosed pipefish), 2328 nucleotides. It is a transcript of the gene apeh2, whose product is annotated as S9 family peptidase. NCBI's taxonomy places the organism in Eukaryota, Metazoa, Chordata, Actinopteri, Syngnathiformes, Syngnathidae. The record is from RefSeq and is a predicted model, not a curated record. Gene Ontology annotation, molecular function: serine-type endopeptidase activity. The transcript is spliced from 21 exons. Gene Ontology annotation, biological process: proteolysis. Bases 108 to 2201 code for a protein of 697 amino acids.